Molecule: messenger RNA, 1359 nt
Organism: Anthostomella pinea
Lineage: Eukaryota; Fungi; Ascomycota; Sordariomycetes; Xylariales; Xylariaceae
Source: the annotation of a GenBank genome assembly
AUGGGCUAUCACGAGCAGCAUUGCCAGAUCUGCGGCAUAUCCUUCAACAUCGGCCGCAUCAGAAGGCAGGGCGAACCCGAAAGCGCAGCUUGGCAGUACUAUCACGAUGACUUCAUCACACUGGGGGACGUCGAAGACGACCCCCUAGACGAAGGGUGCUCGAAUGUUCCUCGAGUUCCCGGAACGACCGACAUGGACUUGAUCGAGCACAUUGCAGGUCCUAACUGCACAUGCACGCUUGGCUACUCAGGGUGGCGCAUUACAGCCGAGGAGAUGCAAGAACGCCUGCAAUGCCAAUGCCUAGCACCCAAGCAAGAAGGCUGGCAGCCCGAGCCCGGCGAUGAGGAGUUCGAGAUUGAAGCCCAGCAUUGUUGGCUCACGGGAAUCAGCAAGCAAGGGACGAUCGAAUUCGAGGUCGAGGGUUUGGAGCCUGUUAGACACGGUCUUGGGAGUACUGAGAUCGACAAUAGCAGUCGGGAAGGUACAUCACUUGAUGGAGAUUACGCACUGCCAAUACAUCCGCAUUGCUUUGUCAUGUAUACGCGUAUGAGUAAAGAGAAGCUGGGCAAGGUCGACAUAGACGGGCUUUGGAGGUUGCGAGAGACUGCAGGUAACUACCAAACCCGCUUCAUGGACUUUCCGCGACGCUGCGACGUCGAUGAAGUAAGCGAGCAGUGGCAUAACUGUGUUCCCGGCACAGAGUAUCUUGCCUCGGAUCCGCUUCACGUCUCAGGCUUGGAGGACAUGCUCACAUCCUGCGAAGAUGAAAUAAGCACUGCAACGGAUGUCGUCUUCGAAGCGAGGGUCUCUGCCAGCGAUGGCAGUGAUCCCUUUGUGCAGCUAUCGCCAGAGUUGCGUCACAUGCUGUUCCCCUAUCUAGAUCGCUCCGACGUGGCGAACAUGCGCCUGGCCUCGCGGGGCUUCGGUCAGUUACCCCAAACAUACUUCCAUCAGCUCAUCUCAUUCGACAUGCCAUGGUUGUGGGAGGUCGAAUUUAUGAAGGACAAGAUAAUGGACUGGCACGCCCUUUGGCGGAAGCUGUCCGCUGCAGAUGGCGGCUCGGACGUUGACGAUAAGGAACGCAAACGGUGGCAUGACACCCUAGCUGAAAAAUACGCUGGUCUCCAAGAAGAGGUCAACCGGGAAAGCCUUGCUUACGCUUCCGUCGAGUGGUUCAAGCGCUGGGAUACGAUUCAUGAUGAGGCUCUUGCGGAGACGGAAGCUAUCGACGAAGUUGGGAUGUGGCCUGCUCGAAAGACAGGCGAGUUGCGAGGACUGAGGAACAGACGGCGCAUAUGGGGGGAUCUGGAGGAGAUCAUGAGGCGAAUCGCCAGACUUCCGCCAGAUGAGGAGGCGUGA